Psilocybe cubensis is the source of this 720-nucleotide messenger RNA. RefSeq lists its product as uncharacterized. The transcript is spliced from 2 exons. The record is from RefSeq and is a predicted model, not a curated record. Gene Ontology annotation, biological process: glutathione metabolic process; L-phenylalanine catabolic process. NCBI's taxonomy places the organism in Eukaryota, Fungi, Basidiomycota, Agaricomycetes, Agaricales, Agrocybaceae. The coding region runs from base 1 to 720 and encodes 239 amino acids. Gene Ontology annotation, molecular function: glutathione transferase activity; maleylacetoacetate isomerase activity.
AUGUCCAUCAUUCUAUAUGACAUACCUUCCACUCUACCGGACAAGGCCUGGACGUACAACGUCUGGAAGGCUCGGCUCAGCCUCAACUUCAAAGGCAUUCCCUAUAAGACGGAGUGGGUCGAACUACCUGACGUUGAGCCACUGUUUGAGAAGUUAGGAGUUCCCCCAGCCAGUAAGAAACCAGAUGGAAGUCCCCGUUACACGGUUCCUGCAAUUCACGACCCAAGCACUGGUGUCUACAUUUCCGAUUCAAUCCUCAUAGCACAGUAUCUGGAUAAAACUUACCCUGAUAAGCCACUGCUAUUUCCAAAUGGCACAUUGGCAAUCCAAUCCGCACUCAACGACGCCAUAUACCAUAACGUUAAGAGCGUUUUCCCUGCCAUACUUCCAACCGUGCUCACCAAGCUGAACCCUGUAAGCUCAGCAUAUAUGAUCAACAAACACGGCUCCUCCCUUCCCACUUCUUUUGCAGAAAAUUGGAAAGCCUUCAAGGACGGGUUGGAUCAAGUAGAUGCUUGGUAUUCCAAAAACGAAAAGAAAGGCAUAUUUCUGUUGGGCGAUGUUCCUUCAUGGGCCGAUAUAGUUCUAGCCAGCUUCCUGGUCAACGUCAGGAAAAUAUGCGGAGAGGAGAGUGAUCAAUGGAGAGAGGUGGAAUGGUGGAAUGGUGGUCGUUGGAAAGUUCAUAGUGAAUAUUUCCAAAAUUUUGAGACCGUUGUCUAA